Messenger RNA from Hordeum vulgare subsp. vulgare (domesticated barley), 1809 nucleotides. RefSeq names its product protein WVD2-like 1. Lineage: Eukaryota; Viridiplantae; Streptophyta; Magnoliopsida; Poales; Poaceae. Bases 197 to 1384 code for a protein of 395 amino acids. Gene Ontology annotation, molecular function: microtubule binding. The record is from RefSeq and is a predicted model, not a curated record. Gene Ontology annotation, biological process: microtubule cytoskeleton organization. The transcript has 8 exons.
AGGAAGAGAAGGAGCCUCCUCCAUCCUCCAUCAUCCACCUCCUUCCUCCCCUUACAAAUACUGCAGCCACUGUGUCCUCUGCUUAACACAGUGCAUCAUUCUCGCUCCAGGAGACAGAGAAAGAGAGAGAGAGAGAGAGAGAGAGAGAGACAGAAGAAAGGUGAUCAAAGGCCCAGGAGACGUCGCGAGCAGUAGCAUGGGUAUUGAGGUUGUACUCCAAUCUUCCAAAGAGGAGCUGGAGCUGGAUUCUUCCCUUAUCCCUCCAUCUAGCGAUAACAUGGAAACGCCGGAUGAUAAGGGUGACCAUAUAACGGAACUUUCGGGCACCGUCAACACUGAAAGUUCUGUUGGUGCACGAUCCAAGAAUGGCGUCUCGGAACCAUUAGAAGCUGGUGAUGGAAAUGGAGACACUGAGCAUGACGGUUCCUCCGCCACUGGCCACGCUGAACAGACCGACGACGAGCCUGCUGCAGAUGAAGCCUCUCCCGUCAACGUCGAGAAAGGAGAUGUGGCGCAACAUGGUGUUGAAAGUAGAGCUUAUGAACAAGAGAAUCAAGAAAAGUUUCCAGCGACAGAAACAGCGGGGAGUGAUAGCACCUCGGUCACAUCUAUGGAAGAUGUUGUGCACCCCAAAGAAGGUGCUCAGUCAGAGCCAGGAGAUGAUAGUGGGUACCAUCCUGAUCUACCCAACGACAAGCACUCCACUGGAAAUGGAAAUGUCUAUGAGAACGCAAAGUGCGUAUUGACGAGCUCGACGAAGAAGAUGAAGAGAAGCGCGUCUGCGACUACAAGGAAGCCACUGCAAGCUACAAACAGAAACAGUCCGGAUGACUGGAAUGCUUCUACUCUCACCAACUCCAAAUCAUCAAACGGAAAGACUAUUACUGUCCCAUCAAGCCCGGUCUUCAGAUGCACCGAACGUGCCGAGAAGCGCAGAGAGUAUUAUUCAAAGUUGGAGGAGAAACAUCAAGCUAUGGAGGAGCAGAGGAUUCAGUUGGAAGCUAGGUUGAAGAGAGAACAGGAGGAGGCUCUCAGGCUACUCAGGAAAAGCCUGACAUUCAAAGCCACACCCAUCCCAAGCUUCUACCAUGAGGCACCUUCCCCCAAGGCUGAAUACAAGAAGCUGCCCACAACCCGUCCCAAGUCACCGAAGCUGGGGAGGAAGAAGGCCGCCAUGAACACCUCACACUCAUCGGAAGAGAGCGAGAGCACGAGGCCCUGCUGCCGCGCAAGCCGCGAUAGACACGACAGCCAGUGCAAAUGCCACAACAGUAGCAGCAAGCCACGGCAGCAUCCACAGCAACAUCCUGCAGCAAGCUCGUCCAAGAAGCAGGCCAAGAACCAUGCCCACAAGCUAUCGGCGCUCAACAUCGCUGUGUGCUAGUUGCAGCAUCUGCUUCUUCUUCUUCCUCCGGCAGUACUUGCUUCACUGCUAGAUCCUUUUGGCUUCAUGGAUCAUGGUGAAACCUGAGUACAGGAGGAGGAGGAGAAGGCUUUUUCUCCUUAAAUUAUGAGAGUGACUUCGGUUUCAAUCGAGGUUUACGGUGGUUAAGUUAUGUCAUGAAAAUAAGUUAUGCGCACGGGGUGCCAUGGGUGAGGUCAGUCACAAGGGUUUUUGUGUGCUAAUUAUUUCAUCUCACUUUGCAUAUUUAUCACAGAUGUGAGAGUGGCAUGUGCUGUCUCUGUACAAAAUGAUGUUUGUUCCUCAGUUUGUGGGGUUUCUUGAUGUAAGUUAUAUUGCGCACUCAUGCAAACAGAGGGCUUGUUUGCUUGCUGGUGGUUGAUGAAUGAAAUUAAGCUAUUUAUUUA